Molecule: messenger RNA, 3956 nt
Organism: Pseudophryne corroboree (corroboree frog)
Lineage: Eukaryota; Metazoa; Chordata; Amphibia; Anura; Myobatrachidae
Gene: DHRS7C
Product: dehydrogenase/reductase 7C
Exons: 7
Coding region: 137-1072 (311 amino acids)
Biological process (GO): intracellular calcium ion homeostasis
Molecular function (GO): oxidoreductase activity, acting on the CH-OH group of donors, NAD or NADP as acceptor
Source: RefSeq, a predicted model, not a curated record
UGAGGCCUAUUUAUAACUCUCUUUAGUGGAUAAGGCUGGUGACAUCCGAGGAGAGGCUCAAGGACUGUGUGCUCUUUUAAAGGGUUUUUGCAGAAAAUAAUUAUUUCUCUGGGUUCAUUAACUCUUUAGGGAAAGGAUGGGAUUUCUUACUUUUCUUAUAUUACCUUUGCUUAUCUUGGGGAUAAGCGGCAUCAUAUAUAUAUACAGAGAAGUUGUACGUCUGAUGUCCAGAUCAGCGGUGAAAAAUAAAGUAGUAGUGAUUACUGACGCUGUGUCGGGCCUGGGUAAAGAAUGCUCCAGGGUGUUCCAUGCUGCGGGAGCUCGACUGGUCCUCUGCGGGAAAACUUGGGAGAAGCUGGAAGCAUUACAUGAUGCCCUUAUAAGUGUAGCAGAUCCAAGUGUGACAUUUACACCCAAGCUGGUUUUACUGGACAUUAGUGACAUCAAUGACAUUGAAGCUAUUGGCAAAGAAAUCCUGGACUGCUACGGAUGUGUGGAUGUGCUAAUUAAUAAUGCCAGCAUGAAAAUAAAAGGACCAGCACAGAGCGUCACCUUGGAGCUGGACAAGAAAAUCAUGGAUGCCAAUUAUUUUGGCCCCAUUACCUUAAUAAAAACCAUUUUGCCUCAUAUGAUUUCAAGGAGAACAGGACAGAUUGUUCUAGUGAAUAACAUACAGGGAAAACUGGGAGUUCCGUUUCGUGCAGCCUAUGCAGCUUCUAAGCAUGCAAUUCAAGGAUUCUUCGACUGCCUACGAGCUGAAGUGGAAGAGUUUGAUGUGUUUGUAAGCACUGUGAGCCCCACAUUUAUCCGGUCAUAUCACCUUCAACCCGAGCCUGGGAACUGGGAAGCCUCCAUCUGGAAAUUCUUUUUCAGAAAACUGGCUUACGGUGUGCACCCUGUGGAAGUUGCAGAGGAAGUUCUCCGCACAGUCAGCAGACGCAAACAGGAAGUGUUCAUGGCUAAUCCUGUCCCAAAGGCAGCAAUUUAUGUCCGAACCUUCCUGCCUGAACUAUUCUUUGCUGUGGUAGCAACUGGCGUGAAAGAGAAACAUUUUCUGGAAGAGGAGAAAUAAAUGUGAUAUCCAUCAAAUAAUAUAGAACACAAACCCUUUACUUCACAUUUUUAUUAAUUGUGACUGUAGUGAUCUUAGAUAGUCUUUAUGGGCUUGAUUCAAUUGAACGCAAAUUGAAUAGCGCCAGGAAGAAGGUUCCAGGCUAUUCAAUUCAGCACUCUGAUUUGUCAGAAAAUGCCCGUAAUCAUGCCUCAAACAGGUGUUUAGGCGCGAGAACGGGCAUUCUACAUCAUAAUGCUGUUUGUGCUGCGCUAGGGCACAAAGCAGCAUUGCGGCACUAGUUUUGUCGAAUGGGUACGAGAAGAAAUCCACUAGUCAGACUAAACAGUGCGCUGAAUUGAAUUGCGCAAGGGACCUCCUUCCCGACACUAUUCAAUUUGCAUUCAAUUGAAUCGAGCCCUAUAACUAUUACAUUAUGUCCUCUAAACACACCAUGCUGAUUAUAAUAGAUGAUUACAAUAGUUCUACAUGUUUAUGGGACUAUUUAUGAAAUAACAAUUGCGGCUAUCUCCCAAAAAUGGCUAUUUUCAGAGGCUACGUUAAAAUAUUUAGGAUACAAUGAAUGUAACAUGGAUGGACCGCAGCCACGGUUUGCCACGGUCCUCCAUUUCCAACAGUAGAAGCAGUCCCCAUAGGUUUUUAGGGUUUGCUAGGCUGCUGCUGUAGCAUAUGGACUACAUAUCAAGAAAAUCUGUAGGAACCCUCCCCGCCGCAGUACUGCUGCAGCUUCCCAAGAGAGAAGUGUAGUGAUUGCUUUCAGGGGUGGUUUAAAAGAGGAGGAAGCCCAUGUGCAGACUUCAUCCAGGCCCGCUCUUUUCACCAGUACAGCAUUAUCUACUACGCAGGGUUGUUUUUUUUUCCGUAUGGGCUCUUGCUCAAGGGCCCCAGGAGUAUAAAGGCCCUAGGCUGAUAGCUGAGGGUCCCCUUUUUCCAGGGGGUACUAGAUUUUUUUAAAUCGGCCCUGGUGAACUGGAGAUAUCGGACUACAAAGCAGUGGUCCCCAUAUGGGCCUGUUAAUGGCUGAUACCAGCCAGAUAUCUUGAGUUCUGUCUGAUGUAAAGUUUUUGUGAGUAUAUACUCCAAAAGCUGGGACUCUCCCCUUUCAGUGGACAUUGGCAGCUUGUCUCUGCUAUGCCCAUAACCAGAGAUAUCAGCCUUCCAGCAGCUGGUCCCAGCUCCGGCUUCACACGCCUGGUAUGCAGUUUUAUAUUUUAGUUGGUGGAUUGCUCUGGCUCCUGAACUCUGAUCCCCAAGUCCCCGGAAAGUUGGGACUUUUUAGCUUUUUAUGACAUUGAAAUCUAAUCUAUUUCCAGGAACUGGAGAUAUCUGCAGCCAAGCAAGCUGCCCUCCCACCAGAAAAUUCUGAAUAUUAAGCCCACUCCACUAUCCACCCCUCCCCUGCAUAUUAAACACCCCAUACCACCCUGGAAGUCAUGUACCAGGGCUCCUUUAUUCAGCCCAAUGCCCCCUUCUACAGUUUAGUGAUCUCCCUCCUGCCCCAUCUCCCACCAUCUGUACAGUAGAAAUUACUGCUCCAGGUCCUAUAUGCUGAGCAGAAGAUAGAACACCCCCUACUGCCCGAGGGACAUCAAAGCUGCCGUUGAUAGCAUCCCCUACCCCUGGAGCAUUGGUAGGGGCCCCAGUGCAUUGCUUUGCCCAGGGACCUACACUGCUGUUAAGACAGCCCUGCUACUACGCAUGCUCUGGGAAAAUAGCUGCUUACAUAAUUUGUUAUUGCCGCAAAUAGUGGGGAUAAGAAAUUAUAAUGAUCAGGUCUAAAAUAAUUGGUAAAUAUGCCCCUUAACAAGAAUGAAUAAAACAUUAUCUGGUAUGGGGAAACAAUUACAAUUUCAAAAGAAAUUUGUCUGUAAAGCAUUUGCAGCUUCUUGAGCCUGUGGAAAUCAAUGUCGACCGCACCAACGAGACUUGUGAGCGGCUUUAGACACUGUCGCUAUUAGCAACAUGCCAGUGACGUGCUCACGUCUGCCUUAACACCCUCUUGUUACCUCCCAGGAACACCCACUAAAAACCAUACUGCCAGAGCUUCCAUAGAGAUGCUGUUUCAGUGAGGCACUUUCCCCAUUAUGAAGCUUUUUAGCAAAAGACUUCCCAUCCUAGAUGCCUGCAGCUCCUGGAGAGGAAUUUAUGAUCCCUGUCCUGGGAGACUGUAGCCCAUACACUACAGUGGCUAACGGCAUCUGAAGAAGCUCAAAAAAACACAUUUUUCUUGAGAGUCAUAAAUAGGUCCAAACCGCAGUCCUCACUGAAAGAAAACGGGGGCUGCAGUCUUCAGCAUUAAUUUGCCAAAUACAGGCAAUAUUUCUGAUAGGCUUUGUUAAAUAACUUUUUUCAAAAAUCAUGAGGAACCCACUAUUUCCACCUUAUUUUCAUGGUAACGAGGUUAAUAAAUAGGCCUCUUCAUUUUUCCCUCUUAGGCACAAAGAAGGGUAAUCUGACAAUUUUCAAUUUAAGCAAAUUAUCUAGCGGAACACAUGACAUUUCACACAAUACAAUGGUUCAACUUCAAAUUGUUUUUAAAAUUUUCUUUGCCAUUAUUUGGCGAUCAAUUUAUGGGUAUAUAGGGCUACUUUUAUAAAUCAGUUUGAUUGGUUGAUUAAUUUGAAUAUUAAUGAAGAAGAAGAACAGAAAGUAAAAGAAGGUGAUUAUUUUGCCAUGUGCAUUCUACAUGACACGGAAAAGCUCAAGUAUUGGUGAUGCUCAUAUGAACUUUCUUUAUUAUUAAAGUGUAAAAUAGCAGGUGAUAUUUAAAUGUAUAGGAUGUUACACAUAUAUGUAGAGAACAUCACAAGAAAGUGACCUGUACUCAGGAAAUGAAGAAAUGUACACAGGAGGGCAAACUAUAAAUAUAAACAUAUGUCUGGUA